Messenger RNA from Ahaetulla prasina, 735 nucleotides. RefSeq names its product C-type lectin lectoxin-Thr1-like. The transcript has 6 exons. Lineage: Eukaryota; Metazoa; Chordata; Lepidosauria; Squamata; Colubridae. The coding region runs from base 83 to 559 and encodes 158 amino acids. The record is from RefSeq and is a predicted model, not a curated record. Gene Ontology annotation, molecular function: signaling receptor activity.
GUUGCUGGAGGAAAAGCCUGGAGUUGCCACUGAGCAGACUUGUUUCCUGUGGAGGCAAAGGGACAGGGAAGGAAGGGAGACCAUGGGGCGAUUCGUCUUUGUCAGCCUGGGCUUGCUGGUCGUGGCCUUCUCCCUAAAUGGAGCCAAAGGCUGUUGUUGUCCCCCUGAUUGGCUCCCCGAGAAUGGGUUUUGCUACAAGGUCUUCAAUGAACACAAGAACUGGAGCGAUGCCGAGACCUUCUGCAGGAAACACAAGCCAGGCUGCCACCUCACCUCCAUCCAUGGCAGUGAAGAGUCAACUGAGUUGGCCGAAUACGUCUCCGACUAUCUCAAAAGUGAUGGAAAUGUCUGGAUUGGACUGAAUGACCCACAGAAAAAACGCAGUUGGCAGUGGACAGACAGAUCCAGAAACAGCUACCUGCCAUGGAAGCAAGGAGAGCCUAACAACAGUGGGAACAAUGAAUAUUGUGUUGAACUUUGGAAAGACUCAGGUUAUAAGAACUGGAACGACGAGAAUUGUGCGUCCACACGUGCGUAUCUCUGCAAGUGCAGAUUCUAGUGCAGCUCCUCCUUCUCCUGCUCUGGAGUGGCAGAAGCGCCUGGUGAAGCCUGGAGAAUCAAGGAAGCCUUCCCGGAAUCUCUGCUCUGCGUCCUUUCGCUUAAUGGUUCAUUUCUGUAGCUUGGAUCUGAUUUUGCUCAUCCUGAUGGGCCAAAUAAAGUUCAAAUAAAUUCAGU